GGGUGCACUCCCCACAGAAGAAAUAAGCAGACGCAAUUUAUCUUGCCAUACCUCAUGAGUAAUAAUUGCCCUUGGUUUUUAACCUCAAUUCGAAAAAAAAAGGAAUAAAGAAAACAUAUUAAAGCAACAGAAAAUUCACGGCGAUCUCUCUUCACGCACAAUGGUGGACAGACGCCUGCAUUGCCUUUUUGCCCUACUUUUCUUCUUAACCAUUUUGAGCCUCUCCUCGUGUAAAGCAGUGGCUGGAGGCUUUUGCUCCUUUAACAAUGACUUCAUUCGAGAAAGACACAAUGAUUUGCGGCUGAAGCAUAACGCCGAUCCGCUGCGUUGGAGCACACAGCUGGAAAAUGAAGCAAGCGCUGAAGCCAAACUGAUAAAGGAGAUCUCCAAUUGCAAUGUCAUGGUGAACCAAAUAAACACAAAUUAUUUUACCAUUUCGCCCAGCAGCAAAAUUGAAUCCGCCGUCGAUACAUGGUAUGAAGGCAUUAACAACUAUGACUUUGAGUUAGGACCCAUCCGCCGGGGGGACGACACCGUUUUUGAAUUCACCAGGGUUGUAUGGAACAGCGCUGAGCACAUCGGGUGCUCAAGUGCCUGCUGCAGCAACAGCGGGGUUUUAAUUUGUAAAUAUGACAGCAACACCAAUCAGCCAGGUCAUUUCGCCGAUAACGUUGGGACGCUUGACCCAAUGUUCGUUUGGGAAAACUUCACAUUUGCGCCAGAACAAAGACAACUAGCCAGUGAGACAAGUCAGAAUGAUAUCCCCCCUUCCCCCAUUUCAUAAACAGAUUUGUGCGUAUAUUACCAAUUUAAAACGUUUCGCACAACAUUGUGGGUAAAAUGCAGUUAAAAUUUUGCAAUUUGCGUGAAGCAUAUUCCAUUUUGUGUAAAAAAGAAAAAAAAGAAAAACGACGCGGUGGUUGGGAAACCCCUUGACUCUCUCCCUCGAUCAUUUUUU
This is a messenger RNA of Plasmodium coatneyi, 958 nucleotides long. RefSeq lists its product as uncharacterized. Lineage: Eukaryota; Apicomplexa; Aconoidasida; Haemosporida; Plasmodiidae. The coding region runs from base 161 to 784 and encodes 207 amino acids. The transcript has 8 exons. The record is from RefSeq and is a predicted model, not a curated record.